Perkinsus marinus ATCC 50983 is the source of this 195-nucleotide messenger RNA. RefSeq lists its product as hypothetical. The transcript has 2 exons. Bases 1 to 195 code for a protein of 64 amino acids. The record is from RefSeq and is a predicted model, not a curated record. Lineage: Eukaryota; Perkinsozoa; Perkinsida; Perkinsidae.
AUGUUGGAGAAAUCUGAGAUGAUCACCGAAAGCAACAUAGCCAACUUUGAUGCCUAUAUGAAGGAGUAUGUCUCCAAGGCUCGCGAUGCAGUGGCAAAAUGUGAUGCCGUGAGUGAAAUGAAGGAUGAGAAAAUCAACAAAAUCUCUAAGGAAAGACUUGUUGGUGCUGGAAAGAGAGACAUCAACACUUCGUGA